This is a messenger RNA of Pomacea canaliculata, 3764 nucleotides long. Its product is annotated as adaptin ear-binding coat-associated protein 1-like. Gene Ontology annotation, biological process: endocytosis. NCBI's taxonomy places the organism in Eukaryota, Metazoa, Mollusca, Gastropoda, Architaenioglossa, Ampullariidae. Gene Ontology annotation, cellular component: clathrin vesicle coat; membrane. The coding region runs from base 140 to 1018 and encodes 292 amino acids. The transcript is spliced from 7 exons. The record is from RefSeq and is a predicted model, not a curated record.
GACCUAAAUCAAAAGUUGCAUAAAAUUUUUAAUAUUUAACUUAUUUAUGUGUGACAUGUCUUUUGGCUUUAAUAUAAUCAGUACCUUAUUUAUGGUGAGUGUAUGUUAUAAUUCAUCUUUUUAGAUUUCCGUGGCCAGCAUGGCUGAUGUGUAUGAGUCUGUGUUGUGCGUGAAAAAUGAAGUAUUUGUUUACAGAAUACCACCUCGUCCAUCUAACAGAGGAUACCGAGCCUCUGAGUGGAGCUUGGAUACCCCUGAUUGGACUGGAAGACUUAGGGUUGUAGCGAGAGGAAAGGAUCUGUUUAUAAAGCUGGAAGAUAAAACAUCAGGUGAAUUAUUCGCUCAGUGUCCAGUUGAAGCAUACCCCAGCAUUGCUGUUGAGCCAGUUAUGGACUCCAGUCGAUAUUUUGUCAUAAGGAUAAAAGACCCCAGUGGCAAAUCAGCAUUCAUUGGGAUUGGCUUUUCUGAUCGCUCAGACUCAUUUGACUUAAACGUUUCAUUACAAGACCAUUUCAAAUGGCUCAAGCAAGAAGAUGAGGCAAGCAAAGCAGCAGAGGAUUUGGAAAAAGGCCCAAAACUUGAUCUUGGCUUUAAAGAAGGGCAGACAAUAACCCUAAAUAUAGGGAGUAAAAAAGGUGAUGUUUCCAAACCCAAACCAAAGAGAGCAGUAGGAGGCCUUCUUCCACCUCCCCCAGGUCCAGGAAGUGUCAGGUUUCCUACUCCCCCUACAAAUCAGAAUUUCCCUUCAGCACCAUCAGCUGUUAAACCUGCACCAAAUGCUGUCCAGACAUCCAGAAGUAUAAGUCCUGCAAAUGUUUCUAAUAGUGGUACAUCAAAUGUUGAUCUUUUACUUGACUUGGGGCCAAGUGACACAUCAUCAGCCUCACCUCUGGCCCCUUUACAAUCACAGACACAGAAUUUACCAGACCUUUGGGGUGAUUUCACUGGAGCCAGCAGCAGCAGUUCAGUCCCUCCUACAAAUAAUAACACAGCAAUGGAUGACUGGGUACAGUUCUGAUGUGCGUUGCCGGUUCAUGUACACCAACCUGAAAAAUGGUUGUAGAUUCAGGUUGUUUUUAGCUGAAAGAUUGCAGCUCUUGCUAGCUGCAGUUUAUGUUUCUAGAUGAAAGAGACUAGAUCUUUAAACCUUAGCUGUCUACAUUGGUUUAAGUUCUUAUUUAUGCUGAUAUAAGCUGGAAUCCAGAGUGACUUUAUUUCUUUUAUUGAGAAAUUCCCACAUACCAUUAUUUUAUUUUAUUACUGAAUAGAUAAUGGUCUGGAUUUUAGCAUCAUGUUUUGCUUUUUGAAGUUAAUGUGAAAUGUGCUGGUGAGAAAGUUCAGUUUGUCUCUAGAGAGAGUUUAAAGCAUAGAAAAUGCUUAUUAUAAAUGGAUCCUUCUUUACAGUGUGGAUAAAUUAUUUUGAUUUUUGAAACAGUAUGAUCUCUAGUUUAUCAUAUAGUUUGGAAUACUUAGAAUGUCUUCAUGUAGAUCAGGCUCUUCUCAGACUGCCUCUUAGUGAUAUUUAAAACUUUUUUUUUUAAAAGGGAGGGGCAUAAUUUGGCUUAUGUUACAAAAAUAACAACAGUAACAAAUAGCAUUACAGGACCUCCAUAAACAGGAAAAAAAUCUAUAUAUUGACAAAUAGGAAAUUAGACGCCUCAGUAGCAUGAGUAGAUUUUAAUUUAAGCCUUCAAGAUUUCUGUUUACCUGUUAAUGAAAUAAUUAAAUAUAUCCAUUAUGUAAACUCUGUUCAUCAGGUACAUUCCAUCAGUAGCACUGUACAGGAAGUAUUCAUCAUAGGGCACUUAUUAUCCACUGUGGUAUUAAAACCAUUUUUAAAAUAUGCAUUUGUGUAUGCAAAAUAAAUGCGUUUCCGAGUCAUGAUUGCGUGUUAUCUUGACCCACUCUUAUUUUGCAUGCACACACAUUAUUAAUAUUUUGUAAGGAGGGAUCAAAGCUGCGCCUGCCUUUCUUUCUCUCUUUCACUCACACAGAGACAGCAGUUUGUCUUGCUCACUCUUUAGUGCACAGUCUUAGGACUAAGUUGAAACCUAUUCUUUCUAACUUCGGAUCUUUUCAAAAUACUCUCUACUGCAGCCACCAUUUAAAAAAAUAUUUUACAAUUUUUUAGAAACAGCAUCUGGUGUUGAAGAAAAUGAAGCUAUUUGGGUAGGUUUUCAUUCUGAGUAUCUGACCUGCAUAAUACAUCAUUGUCAUAGUUUUAGCUUAUAUAUGGAAGCAUAAACAGGAAGGCAUCGAAGAGAUUAAAUUCACAAAGCUGUAAACCUCAAGAGUAACCAAAAUUAAAUUUUCAUUAUAGGGUAAUUUUCUCAAUGGAAUCUUACCCUGCAACCGAAGAAUGUUUUAUGUUUCCGUGUUUAACUGUGUCUAACAAAUUUCAUUAAAAGUUACCUAUCAAAGGGUGUGUAUAGUUGAUACAGUAAUGCUUAUGCCGAAAAAAUACUGUGUUCUAGAAUGUGUUAACCGGUUUAUUUUUCAAGGAAUUUGUUCUCAAACUCUGUUAACAUCUGGUUUUUUGACAAAAAUGGUGUUGGAUUGUUCUUUAGAAAAACUGUGUAAAAGCCUUAUAUCUAACUUGUUAAAUGUGUACUUGUAUCGAACUCACAUAAAUUCAUCCUAUGAACAUGUGCUCAUACAUGCACAGAUUUGACGUUAAGAGUAUGUGGAGGAGGGUGAUAAAUGUUGUCAGUCAGAUGUUUCUUUACUAUCCUGGUUUCAUUAACACUGAGUCUGGCCAAUGACUAUAGCUGACAUGCAACUUUGGUCUUUACCUGUUCUCACAUUGGUUAGUAUUAUAGUUAAUUCCAUGGUGGCAGGGGUGUUAAUGUGUUAGAAAUCUUGCUACAUGUCUCUUGUGAUUCUAUGGUAAAUUGUCAUUAAUUGUAGUUUAAUCCACAAAAAUAUAGAGUUGUUUCCUGCAGAAUUUUCCAAAGAAAUUGCAACAUGAAUGUAUGUGCAAUGCAGACAUAAGUGUUGGUUUUCUGCUUGUAUACUUUCUUUAUAAAACCUUAUUUUCUCCAGUCUUGCUGUAAAACUGACAGGUUGUUAAGUCUUUUUCCUUUAUUCUGUUUAAAUGUUUGAGACUGAAUAUCGUUGAUGACAGAUGAUUCAUUUAUUUAUAGUCUGAUAUGUGCUGCAGUGUGUUGUAUGAUAGCAUUUGAGUUUGGUGACUGGUGGAUGGGACUGUCAGGGACAUAGGUGUGACUUUCCAGUUGGCACCAAGUCUUGUCACUGUCUUGAAUGUUGAGUGGUAUAAAACGAGAGAAUUUUGUCAGACUGACCAUUCAUUCUUUUUUUUUUUAAAGUAAUCUUGUGCUAUGUAUAUAUUGAUUAAUACUUAGAGAUACAGCUGGAUCAUAAUGUAGAUGAAGCAAAGAUGAUUUCCAAUUGUAAAUUAUUCUUACAGCAUUUAUGUCCAUUGUUUACUAGGAUUCCCUUGGUAGUUUAUUUUUAUGGUUUUAAAACUUUUAGCAAUGAAAGGAUGUUAUUCUUCAAGAUUAAACUGUUUUUGUGUUAAUGCAAAUAAAUAUGAGUGUGCAUAUGUGCAUGCUUUGCUUUCAUUUGCAUAACAAACUUUUCAUGAAUGUUCAAGCUCUUCAUCACCUUUCCAACCAAUCAUUACUGAAAAGUUACAUUCAGCUAUACCCAAUGUCUCUUGUAUCCUUUUUCACAUAUAGCAAAUUAGAUGGCACCUCAUCUCUGUUCCUCUUGUCUUAACAAUUAAAAAUUGCAGUUGUUUCGUC